This is a messenger RNA of Drosophila montana, 721 nucleotides long. RefSeq names its product Diphthamide biosynthesis 4 (gene Dph4). The transcript is spliced from 2 exons. Gene Ontology annotation, molecular function: ferrous iron binding; ATPase activator activity. The record is from RefSeq and is a predicted model, not a curated record. Gene Ontology annotation, biological process: positive regulation of ATP-dependent activity. The coding region runs from base 143 to 700 and encodes 185 amino acids. Lineage: Eukaryota; Metazoa; Arthropoda; Insecta; Diptera; Drosophilidae.
UGUGCCAUGAUUCUGCUUCUCGAUUUGCCCCAAAAAUCAUAGCAACAAAUAAGCAAUAACGCAACGGGAUCAACAGCAGCACCGACAGAGGCAGAGCGUCGACGUUUGUGUUGUCGACAGGAAAAAGUCAACACCUUAUAAGAUGUCCAACUUGAACUUCUAUGAACUGCUCAAUGCGAGCGCAACGGCAACAUUUGAAGAGCUUAAGCGCAAUUAUAAGCAAUUAAUACUACAAUGUCAUCCCGAUAAAUUACAACAGCAACAACAACAAGACCAGGCAGUAACUGUAAACGCGAUUGAGAGCGACCCAAAUCGGGAGAGCGACAGCAAUUUCAAUGCGAUAAACGAGGCCUGGAAUACGCUUAAAGAUCCCACAAAGCGUAAACAAUAUGAUGCCGAAUUAUUGUUGACAAAAUUUGAAACACACAGCAAUAUCUAUGCCAGCAUUACGUUAAGCGACAUGCACAGAACUCGAAUUGAAAUGAUGGAAGAGGAGGAGGGCAGCGAGCUGAGUGCAACCGACACAGACAAAGAGACGACAACAUGGAGCUGGGCCUAUGCGUACAAUUGUCGCUGCGGCGGACAAUACUUGUUGGAUGAUGAGUCACAAAGAGAGCAGCUGAGGGCAAGUGAAAUGAUUGUCGAGUGCAAUGAAUGUUCUCUAGUGAUAAUUGUGAAACCAGACGCAAAUGUAACAUAAAUGGAAUGUUUUCAAAAUAAA